CCGUGAUGGAUGUCUACAGCAGUAAUAAUGUUCUUCAGGCCAGAAGAACUGUGGAGCAGCUGAGACUGGAGACAGACCUACAGAGGAUCAAGAUUUCUGCAGCAGCGGAGCAGUUGGUUCAGUAUUGUCAGGAACACAGGAGAGGUGAUCCACUGCUUACCGGCAUCGCUGCCUCCUCCAACCCAUUCAAAGACAAGAAGACAUGUGUGCUGCUGUGAACAACAUGUCACAACUACUGUACGAACACAGAAACAAACUGCAAUCAAGGAAUUUUACCAAGCUGGACUUUUACCAAGCUGGUCUUGCUUCCCAAAGAGACAUUUUUAUUUGCAGUGUUACAUUACAUUUUAAUGAUCAAAAUGUACAUUCAUAAAGCAUUUAAAAAGAAACAAAAUAGGCAUUUAAUCAACAUUGACUUUUGAUCACAGGAUGUUCAGUCAGUCACAAAACAAUACAUCAGCAAUAUCUCUGCAUUAGUUAUAAAUAAUUAAUAAUAAUAAUAAUAAUAAAUAUGUAUGCUUUAAAUUAGGCUAUUUAGUAUUUAAUUUGUUAGGUUCUUAAAAUGUCCACUUAUAGAGCAUCAUAUAGUACAUUUUGAAAGCAUGGUGGCACAUUUGUAAACACAAUUUACUUCCAAAUGAACUUUGAAAGAUAACAGUGUUAUUUCUGGUGUGAUUUGUAUAUUUUUUUUUUUUUUUUACAAAUGGUCUUGUUCUUGUACCCAUGUAACUAUUUUACUGUAUUUUACAAUAGAUGUGCUUUUCUAUUUGUCGCGUUGUGUUCUCAAGUAUAUGAUUAAUUCUAACAAAAUCUUCAGUCUUCAUCUUUUUAAGCUUUCAAGAAAUAACUUUGUGAUCCCACAAAGUCAGAUUAAAAACACAAUAAACCAGUUUGAGAAGACAAGAGUUGUGGUGUUACUGAGUUUAUGAGGCACUGAAAUGUUAGCACUUUGUCUGUGCUGUCGCCAAUCACAGUGAAUGGCGUGGAAUUAUGAGAAAAAAGGAAUGUCAGAUUUGGUGUUUUUAGGAACUAUAGUGCCCUGAUCCCGCCAUGGAAUAAAAAAAUCUAAUAAAAAAGUUAAUUCUGACUUUAUAUCUCAACUUUAUUUCUCACAAUGUGACUAUUUCUCAUAAUUGCAACUUUAUGUCGUUUAUAUCUUGUAAUUGCGACUCGCCUAAUUGCGACUUUUUUCUACAAUUGUGACUUUAUUUCUCGAAAUUGCAACUUUAUAUUGCAAAACUGUAAUAUCGUUUCCUGUCAUUUCACUUUAAUUCUAAAAAUGUUGACUUUAUUUCCUGUCAUUGUGACUUCAUUUCUAAACAAUUUGACUUUAUUUCCUGUAAUUGUGACUUUAUUUC
Molecule: messenger RNA, 1358 nt
Organism: Myxocyprinus asiaticus (Chinese sucker)
Lineage: Eukaryota; Metazoa; Chordata; Actinopteri; Cypriniformes; Catostomidae
Gene: gng14
Product: G protein subunit gamma 14
Exons: 2
Coding region: 6-218 (70 amino acids)
Biological process (GO): G protein-coupled receptor signaling pathway
Cellular component (GO): heterotrimeric G-protein complex
Molecular function (GO): G-protein beta-subunit binding
Source: RefSeq, a predicted model, not a curated record